Messenger RNA from Numida meleagris (helmeted guineafowl), 1102 nucleotides. RefSeq names its product synaptonemal complex protein 3 (gene SYCP3). The transcript has 10 exons. Gene Ontology annotation, biological process: spermatid development; meiotic cell cycle. The record is from RefSeq and is a predicted model, not a curated record. Lineage: Eukaryota; Metazoa; Chordata; Aves; Galliformes; Numididae. Gene Ontology annotation, cellular component: synaptonemal complex. The coding region runs from base 259 to 975 and encodes 238 amino acids.
GUGAGGCAGCUUCCCGCCUGCGGGAGGGCGUGAGGCGGCGGUGGGCGCUGAAGAGCGGGGAGGGGGCUGAAAGGUGGCAGGGUGGGGCUGGGCAUCCCCUCAGCGCUGGGGUUGUGAGCGGGAAGCAGCGCCACACGAGUGGGACUCACAGAUACCGCUUUAUUUCAGAUUAUUUCAGAUCUUUGUAGGCAGAGAGAAAUAAGGAGGUGAAGACGAUUACAGGGGAGUGCGCAACAGGUCAAGGAGGAAAAUCUCAUUAUGGCACCAUCAGGAAGAAAGCAUUCAGGGAAAGCUGGUAAAGCAGCACAGGAAGAGCAAACCAGAUCUGCCUAUGACUUUCCAGAAGAAAGAAAAGACCUGAGUGGAUCAGAGGAAGAUAUUAGAGAAGGUGAGACACCAGUAAUGGACAAGCAUGGCAAGAAAAGACCUUUGGUGGCUUCUCAUGUGGUUCCAGAUGAUGUUGGGGGUGAAGUACAGAAUAUGCUGGAAAGAUUUGGAGCUGACAUUAACAAAGCUCUCUUAGCCAAGAGGAAAAGAUUAGAAAUGUAUACAAAAGCCUCACUCAAAACCAGUAACCAGAAGAUUGAACAUGUUUGGAAAACACAGCAGGAGCAGAGGCAGAAGCUCAAUCAUGAGUUCUCCCAGCAGUUCCUGACUGUAUUUCAGCAGUGGGAUGUAGAUGUGCAGAAAGCAGAAGAACAGGAAGAAAAACUAGCGAAUAUGUUUCGUCAGCAACAAAAAGUUUUUCAACAGGCAAGAAUAGUUCAAAGUCAGAGACUGAAAACUAUUAAGCAACUAUAUGAGCAAUUCUUAAAGAGCAUGGAAGAGCUAGAGAAAAACAAUGAAAAUCUUCUAGCUGGUGCACAAAAUGAACUUCGCAAAGAAAUGGCUUUGCUACAGAAGAAGAUUAUGAUGGACACUCAACAGCAGGAGAUGGCAACUGUUCGCAAGUCUCUUCAGUCCAUGUUAUUCUGAUGGCUCAAUGGAGAAACAACUUGUACCUAAGUAACAUGAUACAAGUAUAGGCGUUAGCCAUAAAGAAGUUAUCUUAAGAUUUAAGUGUUUUAAAGUUCCUAUUAAAUGCUUUAUUUGAUUGUUCUAA